Messenger RNA from Metschnikowia bicuspidata var. bicuspidata NRRL YB-4993, 429 nucleotides. RefSeq names its product Mdj2p (gene MDJ2). Gene Ontology annotation, cellular component: PAM complex, Tim23 associated import motor. Gene Ontology annotation, molecular function: ATPase activator activity. NCBI's taxonomy places the organism in Eukaryota, Fungi, Ascomycota, Pichiomycetes, Serinales, Metschnikowiaceae. Bases 1 to 429 code for a protein of 142 amino acids. The record is from RefSeq and is a predicted model, not a curated record. The transcript has a single exon. Gene Ontology annotation, biological process: protein import into mitochondrial matrix.
AUGGUCUUGCCUAUAAUCAUUGGCGUGGGCGCCACAGUGUUGGCUCUUUCUGGGAAAGCCUUAGCAGGUACGGUCCAUCGGUUCAACCGGCUUUCUCCACAGAUGAUCGCCACCCUAAAUAAAAUACGCUUGGAUGGCCCGGGCGACUCGUCGCUCAACAGGCUGGCCAAUGAGCCAUCUCAUAUAAAAUAUCUCAAGUCGCGGUUCAACAACACCGGUUUCGAGAGCAAGAUGACCGAGCGUGAGGCGCUUCUAGUGUUGGGAAUCGAGGCAAGCGAAAUCUCGGGUUUGACCCGAGACAUUUUGAAACUGCAUUAUAGAAAACUCAUGAUCAUGAACCACCCAGACCGCUCCGGAAGUGUUUAUUUGUCGCAGAAAAUCAAUCAGGCCAAGGACGUAUUGGACAACAGUUACUUGUUGAAGAAGUGA